Molecule: messenger RNA, 1019 nt
Organism: Prosopis cineraria
Lineage: Eukaryota; Viridiplantae; Streptophyta; Magnoliopsida; Fabales; Fabaceae
Product: expansin-like B1
Exons: 5
Coding region: 75-842 (255 amino acids)
Cellular component (GO): extracellular region
Source: RefSeq, a predicted model, not a curated record
AUUUGCUCCAUGCAUCACCAAUUAAGUCUCUAUUUUCCAUCCUUCUCUUCUCUGUGUUCUGUCAUAUAUCCAACAUGUCUCUCUCUGCUCUUUGUUCUCUUCUUCUUGCCACCACCUUGCUUCUCAUGCAAAGUCUGACAGACGCUGCAUGUUCCGAUUGUUUUGUAUCUUCUCGAGCAUCCUAUUACCCAAACUCUGAUGAACAAGGAACAGAUGUAGGUGCAUGUGGAUUUGGUUCCUUUGGUGCUACAGUCAAUGGCGGGGACGUCUCAGCUGCUUCUAAUCUCUAUCGAGAUGGUCUCGGCUGUGGUGCCUGUUACCAGGUGAGGUGUACGAACAGUGCUUAUUGCUCAGACAAUGGCGUGACGAUAGUGAUAACAGACCAAGGUUCAGGUGAUAACACUGAUUUCAUUCUCAGCAAAAGAGCCUUCACUAAGAUGGCUCAGACAAGUGAUGCUGCUGCCACUUUGCUGUCUUUUGGUGUAGUUGAUAUCCAAUACAGAAGAGUUUCAUGCAGCUACCCGUCCAAAAACAUCACUUUUAAGAUACAUGAAAGUAGCAGCAAUCCCCAUUACUUGGCCUUCGCCAUAGAGUACCAACAGGGAAAGACAGAUAUCACUGCUCUGCAGCUCUGUGAGACUCAGAACUUUGUGUGCAAGUUACUGAGUAGGAGUUCCGGAGCUGUGUGGAGUGUAAACUCUCCUCCAAGUGGACCAUUGUUAGUGAGGAUGUUAUUUAGUGAUGAUGAUGGAGAAGACACGUGGGUUGUUCCUGUGAAUAACAUUCCUCAAGACUGGAAGGCUGGACAAACCUAUGAUUCUGGAGUUCAAGUGAACCAGUAGAGACAAGAACACCAUAAUAUGAUGUAUUCAUUUGCCAUCUCUAUUUACUCAAACAAAUAAGUGAUCACAUUAAUUCUAGUGUUUAUUCCUAUAUCUUUGUUUGUUUGUUUGUUUUUUCUUCCGUUUGUAGUUUUGUGUUUCUCAUAACAAGUAGUGAUGGGAAUUUUCUUUUCUUCU